UCAGUUUCGCACACGAUUGAAGUUUUGUUUCUCUACUUGAAGUAUUGAAGAAAUAGGGUUUUGGUUUUGUUGAUUUCUUAACAACAGGAACCUAAUUCAAAUUAGGGUUUCAGUUUUGGGGGAUUUGUUUAGUAAUUCUCUUGGUUGGGUUUUGAAGGUUGAAUACAGUAUAAGGAUUUUGCGCUUAUUAUCCUGGUUUUAGAGUUUUUGUGUUACAACCAAUCUUCAUCUCUGCAAGUGAGAGUUUUUGUCGAUUGAUGUUGGAUGCUGUUCUGGGGUUUUGAGGAUUCACACCACCAAUUGGUUUUCUAUUCACUUUCGGGAUCGUCUUCAUCGUCUCAGUUCGCAUCCACAUCAUCAUCUCCUCCCUCACCCCCAUCUCAACUCCCAUCAAUAUCAACCUCACAGGGUGCUAAGGUUCCUUGCCCAUUCAAGGGAUAUAAUGGAUGUGGAGGUGGAAUUUGUGGAAGGGGUUAUGCUAAGAGUGUCGUCUAUCGCCAUAUAUCAGAUCAGCAUUCCCCACAGAGAAGGAUAAAGAAACCUACAGAGCACGUAUACAGACUAAUCCUGAUUGCUUUGCUGCUUGGGAAAAGGUCUUACUUGACAUGCAUAUGUGGUUGUGCUUUAAAUGUCUUCACAUCCAUGCAUGGAAAAAGGCAUGUACUUCAAAAUUACAUAAGGCAGAUGUUAUUGCAGGUCCUUUUAACGGACAUGGUGCUGAGUUCCUUAUUCACGGUGUAUUGAAGCCACAGGCUGGUGGUGUGUCUGAUACUGCAGUGGAAUCUGGUAGUUCUUGUGACAAUUCUGGUUUGAAUGAUGCAAUAGUUGGCUUGUCUUUAGACAUGCUUCAUACUUUUUUCAGAGAAGAAUUACCACCAUUGUAAGUAUACCCCCUCCCUGUAGACUACAGUUUUCUCGAGUCCUAAAAUCAGCCUUGGAUAAGGUGAUUGCAAAACCUGGAGAUUUAUAGGCAUGGAUUCAACUGUUGUUGUUACCCAUUUGCACGCUCAACCUGUUUGUACCAAAGUGUUCUAGUGAGGAGAGGUCUGGCACACGUAAGAAACUGCAAAUUGCUGCAAUUAAUCAGUCCUUGAAUGUAUGGAGAGAGCCAAAUGGAUGUGCAACCUUGGUUCACAACUUGCUGGGUCAGUCGAAGCCAUCUGCAGCCAUCCGCAAAACAUCCAAGAAGACGAAAAAGUUCAGUGCCAAUAUUGCAGCUUGUAAGAAAAAGAUUAGCUUUGGACAGUACAGGGCUGCUAUCCGUGUGCUUUCUUUUGAUGGAUUAGCACCUGCCACCCCUGAAACCUUACAGGACUUGAGGUUAAAACACCCCCUGCACCACCUCCAUUUAUACUUGCACAUGAUAAUUUUAUUCCUACUUUGGUUGUUGAUGCAGUUGUUGUACUCUCAGCUAUUAAGAGCUUCCCCAAAGGCACCUCAUGUGGGAGGGAUGGCCUUAGGGCGCAGCAUCUUCUAGAUGCAUUCAGUGGUGCCGCGGCUGCAAUCUCAGAUGAGCUACUGCAUUCAAUCGUAGGUGUAGUUAACUUGUGGUUAAGUGGUAAGUGCCCUCCAUCUCUUGGUGAAUUUAUUGUCAGUGCUCCAUUAACACCAUUACUCAAGCCAGGUGGAGGUGUGCGUCCAAUUGCAGUUGGAACUAUUUGGAGAUGACUAUGUUAUAAAAUUGUCGCAACAUCAGCCUGUAAGCAGUUAACUUCGUAUCUUGGGGACUUCCAGUUUGGUGUAGGAACUCCUUGCGGGGGCUAAGGCAUUCUGCACGCUGCCAAUAGACUACUGGAGUUAAAAGGACAUUGUGCAACUCAAACUAUGUUGUUAAUUGACUUCACAAAUGCUUUCAAUCUUGUCGACGGGUCAGCUAUGCUUAAAGAAGACAAUUUACAUUGUCCUAACAUCUAUAAAUGGGUUGAGUUUUGUUACUCACAUCCUGCCAGACUUUACUACAAUGAGCAUACACUUUCUACUACGAAAGGGGUACAACAGGGAGACCCUCUCGGUCCCCUGUUUUUUGCACUAACGUUACACCCACUUGCCAUCAAGAUUGCAGCUAGAUGUGCUUUGGAUUUUCACGCUUGGUACCUCGACGACGGCACUAUCGCAGGCGAUACUCUAGAAGUAGCAAAGGCUUUGAAAAUUAUACAAAAAGAGGGACCUGAGAGAGGCUUGGUUGUGAACAUUAACAAAACUGAGAUCUUUUGGCCUUCGCCUGAUCCCAGAAGCAACAUGGUAGGUGUUUUCCCUUCAACAAUUAGCAGGCAUGUGCUUGGAGUGAAAUUGCUGGGAAGGUCGUUCAGCCAGGAUCAACUAUAUUGUAGCAAUAUGGUGGUUAGUAGGGUUGAGAAAACUGUUCACCUGAUGAGUAAAGUACAGCAGAUGAAUGACUCACAGUGUGAGUUAUUAUUAUUACGCAAUUGCAUUGGCGUUUCCAAGCUCUACUUCACGUUGCGUACUACCAACCCUAUGGCCACCCAAUAUGCGACCUCUCUUUAUGAUCAACACUUAAUCCGUUUCUUACGUCAGUUGGUUGUGGAAGACGACGCUGGCUUUGGUCCUGUGCGGCAACGAUUGGCCACCUUACCUAUCAAGUACGGCGGUUUUGGUGUUUACACUAUGGAAGAUACUGGAAAGUAUUGUUAUCUUGCCUCUUACGCACAAACUUUGUCCUUACAACAUAAUAUUUUAAAGCUUGCUUCUCCUUCAGAACUGAGCACUUGUUAUGAAUAUGCUUUGCAGACAUUUACACAGGCUUAUGGUACUAUGUUUUCCAACUUCGAUAUCAGAGACGCUGCCCCCCAGUUUAUGAAGUCCUUGGCAGCAAAAUACUUUGAUUUCGUCAAGGAAACCUUACCCUUGAAUGAAAGAGAAGGUAUCUUAUGGCAACAUAACAGAGAGAAGCAUGCUAUGGACUUUUUAAAAUCCAUUCCUAUCGUCGGUUUAAAUCAAACUGUUGGGACGAGACAACUUAGCGCCGUACUUCAAUACCGUUUAGGCAUACCCUUCUUUGAAGCUGGGAGCUCAUGUUCUGUCUGCAGACGUCCAAUUGACCAAUAUGGUGAUCACGCAAUACAUUGUGCAAGUGAAGUGGGUAUCAAAUUUAGGCAUGAUAUGGUUAGGGAUGGUUUUGCUGACAUAUGCUAUAAAGGUGGAGUUGCCGCAAGGAAAGAAGCUUCUUUGGGCUUCCUUACCAACAGUUCCAAAUCUGCGAAACCAGCAGACGUUUUGGUUUAUAAUUGGAUAGAUGGUAAAGAUGUUUGCUUCGACGUCACAGGGGUCUCUCCAUUUACAAGUGCUAGAACUCGCUCUUUCACUCCCGGCCAUGCCAUUUCUGCUGCUGUAUCACGCAAGUUGCAUAAAUAUCAAGAUUUGUGCGCAAGGCAUGGUUACGACUUCCAGGUUUUAACCUUUACUUCCUUAGGUGAACUAAGUGAAGACACUAUCACUUUUAUAAAGCGUUUGAGGAAUUGUUUUGUUAGAAAUGACACCAACUAUAAAAUUGGUAAUUCACUUUUUCAUAAAAUAGCUAUUAUUAUUCAAAAAGGUGUGGAUGCCCAGCUCGUCGCUAGGCUACCCACCAUUUCUUGUAACAUUGAUCUUUCCAUUUAUGAAUAAAGUUUUUUUUUAUUACAA
This is a messenger RNA of Papaver somniferum (opium poppy), 3642 nucleotides long. RefSeq lists its product as uncharacterized. The transcript is spliced from 2 exons. The record is from RefSeq and is a predicted model, not a curated record. Bases 1825 to 3624 code for a protein of 599 amino acids. Lineage: Eukaryota; Viridiplantae; Streptophyta; Magnoliopsida; Ranunculales; Papaveraceae.